AUGUCUGACGUUCCUUCCAGCAGCGAUCAACCCAGCCUCAGCAGUGAUGGGGGCGAGCCCAGCACAAGCAGAAACAUCGUGCCACAGCAAGUAGGUCUCAGGAUGGGAAGAGCAGUCUUCCUGGCCCAGGACGAGGCAGGCAUUAGGGACAGGUUACCGCAAACCUUGCUACUCCAAGACAAAAACCAGCUGUCAGGGAGUCGCUCGGUGGUGCACUAUCUGCAGCGCCGCGCGGUGGGGGCCCGGGGCCGCCCCAGUCUCCAGGGCAUCCAGAGCCAGCUGCACAGCUAUGCAACAUCGAGGCUGCCAGAGCUGCUGACAGAACGCCGGCUGCACCUGGGCACGGUGGACAAGGUAUUCUCGUCACAGUGGCUGAAUGACCACCAAGUGGUGUGUGGCACCAAGUGCAACACCCUCUUCGUAGUGGAUGUGUACUCCGACCACGUCACUCCCAUCCCCCUGCUGCAGGGCAGGAGGAACACAAGGCUCCGGGUACAGCCUGCCUCUGGCAUCCGAGCAAUCGAGCUGAAUCCCUCCAAGACGCUGCUGGCCACGGGGGGUGAAAACUCCAACAGCCUCGCAGUCUAUCAGCUGCCCAUGCUAGACCCCCUGUGCGUGGGCAACCACCGUGGCCACAGGGACUAUAUCACCUCCAUCGCAUGGAUCAGUGAUGCUGUGGUCGUGAGUGGCUCUUGGGACGGGACCUUAGCAGUAUGGGAAGUGGAUCCUGACAAAUUCAGUGGCUGCACUGCUGGGAACAGUGAGCAAAACCUUCCAGUGUAUGCCCACAUCCGUCCGAGGGACACGGGAGUCUUGCCUAGACUCAGUAGCGACACUGGUAGCUGCAAAGUGCAAGCGUUUGCUUUUAAUAGGAACAGACAAGAGCUGGCAGCAGUGUCCCUGGAUGGCUACUUCCACCUCUGGAAAGCCCAGAGCGCCCUGACCAGGCUGCAGUCUUUUAGGCUGCCCGUUGCCCAAGAAAACACAUGCCUCAGCUACAUAGAGGAAUGUUCCCUGUAUGCGGUUGGCUUCCAGUCACAUGUAUCUUUAUUGGAUCUGCGCCAAGGUCACUUCAAUGCCGGGGUCCGGCCACUGUAUUACGUGCAGUGUGGCAUUGAUGUGUGCUCCAUGAGUGUCCACCAGGAUAUUAUUACCGUGGGCACGGGCCAUGGUUGCCUACUCUUCUUUGACAUCCGCGCACGCAAAUUCCUAGAGGAGAAAUCUCUGACCAACCCAGACUCCUCUCCUGAGCCCACAGGCAGGAAGCUCACACUAUACUGUGACAAAGGCUGGGUCAAUGAAGAUGACCUCUGGAUAAAUGAUUUCCAUGACAUUGAUGACAUUCCUUGUGGAAUAUACACCCACUGCUACAACUGGCCUGAAAUGAAGCUGUUCACAGGAGGAGGGCCUCUCCUUGCACAAGUGCAUGGGAACUACGCAGGACUCUGGAGCUAA
This is a messenger RNA of Cavia porcellus (domestic guinea pig), 1455 nucleotides long. Its product is annotated as DDB1- and CUL4-associated factor 12-like protein 2. The coding region runs from base 1 to 1455 and encodes 484 amino acids. NCBI's taxonomy places the organism in Eukaryota, Metazoa, Chordata, Mammalia, Rodentia, Caviidae. The transcript has a single exon. Gene Ontology annotation, molecular function: protein binding. The record is from RefSeq and is a predicted model, not a curated record. Gene Ontology annotation, cellular component: Cul4-RING E3 ubiquitin ligase complex.